This is a messenger RNA of Linepithema humile (Argentine ant), 1301 nucleotides long. RefSeq names its product ribonuclease P protein subunit p40-like. Gene Ontology annotation, biological process: endonucleolytic cleavage in ITS1 to separate SSU-rRNA from 5.8S rRNA and LSU-rRNA from tricistronic rRNA transcript (SSU-rRNA, 5.8S rRNA, LSU-rRNA); tRNA 5'-leader removal; tRNA 3'-end processing. The record is from RefSeq and is a predicted model, not a curated record. Gene Ontology annotation, cellular component: ribonuclease MRP complex; multimeric ribonuclease P complex. Gene Ontology annotation, molecular function: ribonuclease MRP activity; ribonuclease P activity. Lineage: Eukaryota; Metazoa; Arthropoda; Insecta; Hymenoptera; Formicidae.
AGGUUAUGUUGAUUUCUACUUAUCACAUGUAAAUAACACGUGUGCCGGUGCUUUGUGCAUGUAUAUUUCUUUUUAAUACAUAUAUUAGAAUAUCAUUUUAUAAUUGUCAAUAUGCUCUGUCCAAAGUACAAUUUCAAACCACCACCGCAUAAAUUCUUCAUAGAGAAGUAUGAUUUUAGAAAAAGAAGUGUUCCUAUGCCGAUGAAAACUCAUUACUUCAAUCAUUCUAUAUCCGUAGUGCUUCCUGACACUGUUACAGUUCCUACUCGUUUACAAAAUUGUUUAUUGAUCGAUACAAAUUAUUAUCAAGUAAAUGGAUUGCGUGCCUGCGAUCUAUUAUACAGAGAAUUCAUUGAAGCUUUUGUCAAGAAAGGGGAAGUCAAUCUCUUGACAGUAGGAGUUAAAAUAGAUUUGGAGAGUUCUAUAUGUUUAACACCAAGUGGACAUUUAGUGCUCUCUUUGAUAGAUGCACAUUACCAAGCUCUUGGUUUAGAAGGAAGAGUUUCUUUCUUUGCAAGUAAAUCUCGUACGCGUUAUGUAGUGGUAAUUGAUCUAAAUGAUGAAAAUUUUAUUCCUGGUAAUAAGAAUUUUGAAAGAGUUCGAAUAGCAUUGAAAAAACGACUCUCGCAAAACUUUAAUGUUAUAGUAUCAUGGCAUCCAUCACAGUACAAUGUGUGCCCAUCCUCCAUAGCAGCAUGGUUUGAGAAACUAGAUUAUACAGUUGAUCUUGCUUCCCAAAGAUUUUCUCAAAGAACUGAAUACUCAUUAAUGAUACCAACUCUUCAAGAUGAAUGUAAUAUCGAUAAAUUCUUUGAAUGGCUCGGAAUCUUCAGCACUGACUGUAAACUAUCGAAUGGAGAAACAGAUGAUGCAAACCCAUAUAAAUGUCCUUCUCCUUCAAUACAAGUUGGGCAAGUACAGUAUUUGAAGUAUACCGGAUUCUUUACGAGCAGAAAGAUGCAAGAGAUAUAUAAUGUGUUAAAAGAUUAUAUAUUAUCACGAAAUACUGUAUCAUGGAUUAGUUUGGAUGUACAGGGAUUUGCGGACAGUCCCAUUAGUUGGGGCUUACGAGAACACACGUUCUUCACUGAUGGAGACAAUAGUUACACUAUUAUAUUUCAACCUAACGAUGAAUCUAUUAUACGACAAAGUUCAAGUUCUAAUAACAGACCAAGAACAAAUUCUGAAUAAAUUCUCCUUUUCACGUAAUACUUUAUUAUCCUUUUCAUGUAAUUUGUAAUUUUGCAAUGAGGAAUUGGAUUUUGAGGAACAUAUUUUUAAAUAAAUCAUUGUCUUAAAAA